CUGCAACCUCUGACCAUAAGAACAGAGGCGCUAAAAUUACAAAUGGGCUUCUAUUUAUUCAUCCAACAAGUAUUUAUUGGUGCCUCUUACUUGCGAGGCAAAGGAAAUGCUAUGUAAUUUAGACGGCGAUUAAUGCUAUGAAGAAAAAUUAAGGCUGCAAAGAGAAUGGGACAUGCGUGCAAAGACUUCAAGGAUCCGAAAGUGAGAAGCUUGAGUUUCCCUGGGUGAACAGCUUCCUGGCAGGGGAAACUGGCCACCUGGCCCUCCAGAAUUCCAGAACUUCAGAACCCAGUACACUGCUGUGGGCUGCAGUGGUACCAGUGUGCUUUGGAAGGAGUUUUCUUUCUGUCCCUGGACUUCUUUGGACCGUUCAGCUGCCAACCAGUCCUGCUCUGUUCACCGGGGAGGCCAGGAGCCUACUUUUGAUCACGACUUCCCUCCUCCAGGGCCAGCCCAGCAGCUCUGAGAGUCACCCAACUUCCCGCAGGACAGCCAUGGAGUGGCUUUGGACGGCCCUGCUGAUGGUGGCCUCCUGGGUCCCCGCCACCCACAGCUCACUGGAGCAGGAUGCCACUGUCCGCAGCAUCGACCUCUCCCAGACCUUGCACAUCGAGGAAGAGCGCAACCUGCUGGUGCUGACGCCCGCCGGCAUGGCCCAGAUGCUCAACGAGACCCGCUUCCUCAUGGUGCUUUUCCACAACUCGUCCUCCAAGAAGUCCAAGAACCUGGCGGAAGAGCUCGGCAAAGCUGUGCGGAUGAUGGGCAAGGGCAAGAACGGGAUCGCCUUCGGCAAAGUGGACAUCACCACGGAGAAAGAGCUGAAGCAGGAGUUCUUCAUCAAGAAGGCUCCGGAGCUGAGGCUGUUUUUUGAGGGCAACAGGUCAGAACCCAUCAGCUGCGAAGGAGUGGUUGAAUCUGCAGCCUUGGUGGUUUGGUUGAGGAGACAAAUUAGCCAGAAAGCAAUUUUGUUCAACAACAGCCAGCAGGUGAUAGAGUUUGUGAACUCCAGGCCUUUGGUCAUCAUUGGCUUCUUCCAGGAUUUGGAGGAAGAAGUUGCAGAAGUGUUCUACAAUGUGAUCAAAGACUUCCCCGAGCUUACAUUUGGAGUGAUGGAGAUAAAAAAUACCUUUGGGCGUUUCCAUGUGAUCCUCGACAGUGUCCUGGUAUUCAAAAAGGGGAGAGUUGUGAACCGCCAAGAGCUUAUUAAUGACAAUACCUACAAACAGGACCUCCAGGAAGUCAUAAGAAAUCACCUGACAGACUCUGUGAUUGAGUACAACUCUGAGAGUAAGGAUCUGAUUUACGAGAUGAGGAUCUUGAAUCACAUGCUGCUGUUUGCCUCCAGGAGGUCUGAGUCGUACAGAGCCACAAUCCGGCAAUAUAAGUUGGCCUCCAAGGAAUUUCAGAACAAGAUCCUUUUCAUUCUUGUGGAUACGGAUGAACACAGAAACAGACACAUCUUAGAGUAUUUCCACGUCACAAAGUUCAGUGUCCCAUCUGUUCAAAUCCUAAACUUGAGCUCUGAUGCCCGGUACAAAAUGCCUUCGGAUGAGAUAACCUAUGAAAACCUCAAGGAUUUCGGCGGCAGCUUCCUGAGCAGAAGGGCCAAGAAACAUCAGUCCAGUGAAGAGAUUCGAGACUCCUGGGACCAAGGUCUAGUUAAGCAGCUUGUGGGGAAGAACUUCAACGUAGUCGUCUUUGACAAGGAAAGGGAUGUGUUUGUGAUGUUCUAUGCACCCUGGUCUGAGAAGUGUAGGGUGCUGUUCCCACUGCUGGAGGAUCUGGGCAGGAAGUAUCAAAACCACUCCACAGUCAUCAUCGCCAAGAUUGACAUCACGGCCAAUGACAUCCAGCUGACGAAUCCAGACCGCUACCCCUUCUUCAGGCUUUUCCCCACCAACGCUGAACAGGCUGUACCAUACACGGGAGAGCACACCCUGCAGGGUAUUUCUGGCUUCCUGGAAAGCCAGGUCAAGAUCAGGAUUGAAGAUGAGGAUGAGCUGCUGUCCAUUGAGCAAAAUGAAAUGUUAGAAGAGGAAGUGUUAGCUGAAGAAGAAGGAGGAGGAGGAGGAGGAGGAAGCACUUAUACAGAGCCAGAGUUACCGGGGCAGCAGUUCCCUGAACAGCUGGAGAAUGUGUCCAAGGUGGAGGCCCUGCUGGAAGAGCUCUCUGCAUGGGAGAACGACACCAAGCUGGAAAUGCCAGGGGAGUCGCUGCCAGAGCAGGAGGAUGUACCCAAGGUGGAGGUGCCAGUGGGGCAGAAGAAAAGACCUGAGAAAGAGGAAGAGGUAGCUAAGCCGAAAAGACCUCCAAGACGAGAGAAGAAAUUCAAAGUCAAGGAAGAACUUUAACUUCUCCAAGGGCAGGAGGGAAAGGGGGUCCGUGUUUCAGGUCCUGGCAUAAUUACUGAGUAGAUCUAGUCCAAUAAUAUUAUCCCUCAUUGUGGUGGGGGCUGGGGAAUAAAU
Molecule: messenger RNA, 2465 nt
Organism: Fukomys damarensis (Damara mole-rat)
Lineage: Eukaryota; Metazoa; Chordata; Mammalia; Rodentia; Bathyergidae
Gene: Pdilt
Product: protein disulfide isomerase like, testis expressed
Exons: 13
Coding region: 495-2351 (618 amino acids)
Biological process (GO): protein folding
Cellular component (GO): endoplasmic reticulum
Source: RefSeq, a predicted model, not a curated record